AUGUCGAGACCUGGGCUUCAAGGACCCACGGUUUCCAUCACCAACGGCGCCGCUCAUCACGCCCAACACCACUGGCUGCCUUCAUCGUCACAUCUCAAGUCUUUCCACCAUCGCGACGAUUCUCCCGCACGUUCAAACACCAUUACUCCCAAUCAUUUGCGCGAAGAUGCCACAAUGGCAGAACCGACCGCCGUACAAUCUGAGGGAGACAACGCGGAGGAGGAGCAUCAGAAGGCCCUCUUCCAGGACCUAUACCGGCGCAGUGAGGCGCGCAUCGCUGCAAUCUUCGGCGGAGGAGAAUAUAUAGCCAGCGAGUCUGUGGAAGAUGCAGCCGCGGCGGACGAGGACCAAUUGGCGGAGCAGUUAGGUGUUGUUGAACCUCCAAAGCAGGAAGCUCCCAAGAAGGCCGCGCGGGUGAUUGACGAGGACAACUAUGAUGAUGACGAUGAGGACGAAGACGAAGAAGACCUGCCAAUCUCCGCUGUCAAAAACAAGAACGCUAAUGCAUUGAUGUCGCCUUCGAAAUCCGGGAGCUCGCCUGUCUCUUCGGACAUAUCUCCUGUCAAGUCUAACGUUGAGUCAAAGGCAGAUGGAUCGCGGGAUCAACCCAAGUCCUCGGAAGAUGCGCGGAAGCAGCUGGAGGAACAGAAAAAAGCUACGGAGGAGGCAGCAAAGCGCAGCUUCCAUACUAUGUUCUAUACGUUGGAAAACGACCGGGUAGCUAUGUUGGAACAGCAAAAGCUUGAGGAGGCGGAAAAGCAGAUUAAUGCAGAGAUGGACAACAAUGGAAACGAGCCCAACACAAGUGGCACCAAUGGCGAACACCAUGGUACUCUAAGUAGUGCCAACCUUGGCGCGUCAAGUUUGACAUUAAAGCAUCUCAUCGCCCGGAUCGAUCUCAAGCGCGACCUGGUCGCGGCCUCCGACGCUGAAUUGCGAGCCUUGAUGAAUGAGGUUCGUAAAAAUCGAAGUAAAUGGGCAAGCGAAGAAAACGUAAACCAGGAAGAGUUAUACGAGGCAGCUGAGAAGGUCUUGAGCGAGCUCAAAGCUAUGACCGAGUAUUCGGCACCGUUCUUAACGAGAGUAAAUAAAAGAGAGGCACCCGACUAUUACAACAUAAUCAAAAAUCCCAUGGACCUUGGUAGCAUGACCAAGAAGUUGAAGUCACUCGGCUAUAAGUCUAAGGCUGAGUUUGUGUCUGAUUUGGAUCUCAUAUGGUCAAAUUGCCUCAAGUAUAAUGCUGAAAUGACGCAUCCAUUAAGACGCAAUGCGAAUGCGAUGAGGAAAGAAGCUGAGAAAUUGGUCCCGCUCAUUCCUGAUCUUGUUGUAAGACCUAGAGCAGAAGUCGAAGCAGAGGAAAGGCGAAAGCAGAAUGGCGGCGACGAUGAAGCGGUUGAUGACAGUGAUGACGAGCCGAUCAUGUCAUCAAGAGGUCGCAAAGCUGGUGUCAAGGGAUCAACAAAGGCCAGGAAAUCAAUUCGGGACGAGGGAACCCCUGGAGUUGACCAGAAGCCGUCACUCCAAGUCAAUGGCGUAUUAAGCAGUCUCCAGCAUGAAGGCUCGGAAGCAGGGUUUGAUGGCAGCAACGGAUUUGCUACCCCGCCGAUUGGUUCCAUUACACCAGGAGGCAUGAAUGGCGUACCGGGCCUUGGUAGUCAGGCUGAUGGCAUGGACGUAGAUGGGCCUUCAGUCAACGGACUUUCCCUGGGCCAAGCACUGGGAGCCGCUGCCGACAACCUACGAGAAGAUGAAGAAUAUAAGACCUGGAAGCAAGUGACAAAGAAGGACCGAGCACUUGUGGCUAAGGAGAGACAUCGACUGUUUAAGGGCGACAAACUUAACCCAGAGGAGCCUGCCCUGAUAAGAACUAAAGCUGGCAUGAGGAGGUGGCUUCGACAACAAAAGCAGGCUCAUGGUGAUGUCUCUCGAGCCGAGGCAAUUGGUAAAGAUGGCAAAGACGCAGCACCCCAAGCUGCUGAGACUCUUGCAGAAGGUAUGGAAGGCGAAGAAGAAAAGAUGCUACCUGAUUAUUACGAACCCUUGUCAGCAAUCCCAGAUAUCCCACUCAGAAACCAAUGGAUUGAAGAUUCAGAAGGGCACGUGAUAGACCAGAACUCUGAAUUUCUUCGUUUGGUCCCAGCUGGCCAUUUUACAGCACCAAAGAGCUUCCUGGCCAGCAAAAUCGGGGCCAACAUGAGGCAAAUGCAGGAGACGAGGAAACUUUGCUCGAAGAUUAGCGUCAUAAAGCAGAUGCAGAUCCAAGCUCAGAUGUACAAUAACCAAUUUCCAAAAUACGACCCGGAGCCAUUUAUCGAAGCUGAUAUAGAACCUCAUGUUACUUCUGACGAUGGACCUAUCAUGUCACCUUGGGUCUGCCAAGCAGCUUUACAGCGCUCCGUAGCCGAGCUUUGUUAUCAUGCUGGAUUUGAAGAACUCCAGCCUAGUGCUCUUGAUGUGAUCACUGAAAUUGCAGGAGACUUUUUCACUAAACUGGUACGGACGGUUAGUGUAUAUAGGGAGACACCAAAAGUUCCUGCAACAGGUUUAGCUGCGGCAGCUGGACAAAGAUGGCAAGAACGGUUCACCGAUGAGGAAGUCCUGCUUCAUGCGCUUAGCGAAAAUGGUCUGGAAGUCGAAAGCUUGGAGGGCUACGUCAAGGAUGAUGUUGAGCGCCAAGGCACAAAGCUUGGGGUCAUGCACGAACGUAUGAAAGCUCAUCUUUCUGAUCUUCUACGGCCUGCUCUUACAGAUGCUGGCACCGACGGGUCAGGGGCUUUUCAUGAUGGAAGUGAACAAUUCGUUGGUGGUGACUUUGCAGAAGAAUUGGGAGAAGAUUUCUUCGGAUUCAAGGCUCUCGGCCUCGACUCAGAAUUUGGGAUGUCAAGUCUCUCAGUACCACUGCAUCUACUGCACGCCAAAAUACAUCGAAGCUAUCCGGGACCUGCGGCAGCAGUACAGUCCGCGGAGAUAUUCCCACCCUUACCUCCGUUGGAGCCAGUCACUCGUGAGAACCUUCAGGACCAAAUUGGCCUUAUCAAAAACUUCUUCCUGGCAAAACUGCAUGCCAACGAUGAUGAGCCUCUUCUCGAAGACGAAGAACUUCCUCCCAAACAACGACCAUCGCGCCCUCGUCUUGGCCCUACAGGGAAGAUCACAAGUCCACGCAAGAGACCUCUAAAAGAGCAAGGCGGAAAUUCGAAGAAGAAGAAGAAGCUUGAUAAUGGCACAGCCAUGGAUACAUCUGCAAAGCCUGGUGGUGUCAAUGGUAGUCCCGAGAAAGGUGGAGCAGCUGCUACAAAGAAAGCGAAGUUAAACCUUCCGAAUGGAAUUUCAAUGGAAAGGGGAGAAAGCGGACAAGGCAGCGUUCAUACAGAGAAAGAUGACACCUCUGCUGUCGGUAUGAUGAGCCCGGAAAGCAUCGAAAGAUGA
This is a messenger RNA of Glarea lozoyensis ATCC 20868, 3429 nucleotides long. Its product is annotated as Bromodomain-containing protein. The record is from RefSeq and is a predicted model, not a curated record. The transcript is spliced from 3 exons. Gene Ontology annotation, molecular function: structural molecule activity; protein heterodimerization activity. Lineage: Eukaryota; Fungi; Ascomycota; Leotiomycetes; Helotiales; Helotiaceae. Gene Ontology annotation, biological process: regulation of transcription by RNA polymerase II. Bases 1 to 3429 code for a protein of 1142 amino acids. Gene Ontology annotation, cellular component: SLIK (SAGA-like) complex; SAGA complex.